Rotaria sp. Silwood1 is the source of this 285-nucleotide messenger RNA. The record is from the annotation of a GenBank genome assembly. NCBI's taxonomy places the organism in Eukaryota, Metazoa, Rotifera, Eurotatoria, Philodinida, Philodinidae.
AUGUAUUCUGUUGGCAUUCUUUGUAUUGUUUUGUUGACACUUACUGCAACAACAAAUGCUGUCCGUUGUCCACCAUUUUUGUGCGCACUUGAAUGUGAAUAUGGGUUUCAGUUUGAUUCACGUGGUUGUCCAGUAUGUAGGUGUCGUACAUUAUCUAAGGAUUGUGUUGAACCUAUUUUUGGUUAUAAUUGUGGCUUAAUUGAUCAUCGUGAUUGCCCUAAUACACAUUAUUGCCAACUCGAGUCGACUGGUCUGCGGGGUCAAUGUUGUUUGGCUGUUGCUUAA